AUUAUAGAUGAUUUUCUCUUUCUUUGAAACAUAUAUUUAUAUAUAAAUAGAGGCAGAUACAUGUAACCUCAGCAUUGGUAUCUCAAAAAAUAUUUGCCAUCUCUCUCUCUCUCAUCACUAUUCGUCGUUUGUUUCUCUCUCAUUCAAAUGUCAAUAAACCAAUACUCAAGCGAUUUCAACUACCACCACUCUCUCAUGUGGCAACAACAGCAGCACCCCCACCACCACCAUCAAAACAACGUCGUGGAGGAAAAGGAAGCUCUUUUCGAGAAACCCUUAACCCCAAGUGACGUCGGAAAACUCAACCGCCUUGUCAUCCCAAAACAGCACGCCGAGAGAUACUUCCCUCUCGCAGCAGCCGCCGCAGACGCGAUGGAGAAGGGAUUACUUCUCUGUUUCGAGGACGAGGAAGGUAAGCCAUGGAGAUUCAGAUACUCGUAUUGGAACAGUAGCCAGAGUUAUGUCUUGACCAAAGGAUGGAGCAGAUACGUCAAGGAGAAGCAGCUCGACGCUGGUGACGUAAUUCUCUUCCACCGCCACCGUGUUGACGGAGGAAGAUUCUUCAUUGGGUGGAGAAGACGCGGCAACUCUUCCUCCUCUUCCGACUCUUAUCGCCAUCUUCAGUCCGAUGCCUCGCUCCAAUAUUAUCCUCAUGCAGGAGCUCAAGCGGUGGAGAGCCAGAGAGGGAAUUCGAAGACAUUAAGACUGUUCGGAGUGAACAUGGAGUGUCAGCUAGACUCCCACUUGUCCGAUCCAUCUACACCUGACGGUUCCACCCUAUGUCCAACCAGUCACGACCAGUUUCAUCUCUACCCUCAACAACACUAUCCUCCUCCGUACUACAUGGACAUAAGUUUUACAGGAGAUGUGCCCCAGACGAGAAGCCCACAAGGAUAGAAAAAUAGUUCAGAUCUGAUCACUGUCAUGUUUUAGUUGUUGAUCCCUUACUUUUACAAGGUUCAUUUUGUAUUAUUUAAAGCAAAAUCGCAUUGAUUCUUCGUUUAACCUUUCUCAGUUUUCACUCUCUUCUUUUUAUUCCUAUAUGUAUUUGAUUCUUUUAUAUACAUUAGUUAACAAUUGUAUAGAGUUCAAAGCUCUCGCUAUUCUAGAAUUACCUUUAUAUACAUAUUGAGGGAAAAUGAUUCACCUAAAUCAGAUAUAUGUCAGUAUGUCACAACCAGAGGCCAGCCUGCUAUACAUUUAAAAAGGGAUUUGUCUUAGGCCCCAAAAUAUAUUAUGAUUUUAAGGGCCCCCAAUUUUAUGAUAGUGUGUUGGUGUCCUAGUGGUUUUGUUGUUACGCAACCGAUUGUUAGUGUCCCACGUUCGAGUUACUUAUGGUUUUCGUUCUUUCGUUUACUUUCAAUGUCACCGUCCUGUUUUCUUACGCAGUGAUAUUUCUUUCUUCUCUUU
This is a messenger RNA of Brassica napus (rape), 1410 nucleotides long. Its product is annotated as B3 domain-containing protein At2g36080-like. Gene Ontology annotation, molecular function: DNA-binding transcription factor activity; DNA binding. NCBI's taxonomy places the organism in Eukaryota, Viridiplantae, Streptophyta, Magnoliopsida, Brassicales, Brassicaceae. The coding region runs from base 148 to 897 and encodes 249 amino acids. The transcript has 3 exons. The record is from RefSeq and is a predicted model, not a curated record.